AUGGUCCCGCCGGGAUCUUCCCGUUCGUUCCGCCUUUGUCUGUCGUCACAUGUCUCUCGACAGGCCCUGCUGUUUUUUACUCUGUCUGCCCUACCUUUCUUUCUGUGUCUUUCGUCCCUCACGCCUGGGUUGCCUUUGCCUGUCCAAGCGCUUCCACCGCGGUCGCGCCUCCGGCACUCCAGCGGACAUUUAGAAUCACCUUCAUUGAGUCCUUCCGCGCGGAUCUUCCUUGAGACGUCCGAACCUUACGAUUCCCCCGAAGACGAUCUCCUCGAAGACGGCGAUGAUCUAGAACUCUCCGGAUUGGCCGACGAUGCAUAUCGCACGGCUGGAGGCAUUCGCGGUACCGCCGGUUCGGGUGGAGAUCCGGCAGACGCGGAUGUGACAGCUUUGCCGGGUCCCGUGUUGCCCGCGUCAGACGCAGGCACAGAAACUACACCUCCCAAUGAUGUCUCUGCCUUUCCAUCGCGAAGCUUGCCAACGGAAGAUGGCAGCCAAGAUAUCAACAAUCUGGAUGCCAAAGCGGACGCGCUGUCGGGGAUUGGGUCUGAUGGCAAACUCAACGAUUAUGACAUUGACCUCGGCCCGACGGCGUAUGAGAAAAUCAAAAUGAGUCAAGAAAUUGCGCGCGGAGCAGCAGAAGAGGCCAUCCCGAGCGGUCCAGAAAACACGCCCUCCGUUGAAUCUGACGGUGAUGUGUCUGAAGGCGUCGGCGGCCAGGCGAAAGAGAAAGCGAAGUCAAGUAACAGCCUGGAAAAAGAAGUUGCGCUCCCUGAAGCAGCCGAAGGCUCACCGUGCACAAAAGCCUCUGUAGAGACUCGCCUUAAGGAAAUCGGGUGUCCUUUACAACUCACGAACAAACACUUCGCACUCGACUACAAACAAGGAGUCCGCAUCAAGGGUCGCGAGUUUAGAGAGGAGAGAGCGUCGAAAGUUGCCUACGUGCCUCAAGCUGUCUCUGAAGCCCCCUCGUACGAACCUCUCGCGGGCAUCGUCCUCGUUGCUGAUAUCGAUGAGCCGGGGAUCGGAUCUGACGUACGCCUGUUGCAUCUGGUCGUCCGUCCAAGCGUGUGCGAAGAAAAGGGAGCAGAGCGCUGUACAAUCCCGUAUCUGCUUCCUCCCGUCCCAGUUGCGGAACCGGCGCACCGAAUCGUAGCUCUGGGUUUCGAUUCACCAACGGGAAAGCGUUUUAAAAUCACGGAGGUCUUGAAGCUUAUUCAGCAGAAACCUCAAGAUGUCGACCUUCGACGUGUCUCUCUUUCAAGACUCAUCGAAGAAAACGCCGAAUUCUUUCGCGUCAACACUGGGACCACCGCCUCCCCUUCUUGGAACGUUUUCAAGGUUUAUAACGCGGGGCAGGCCGUGUCUUCUGGGGAAGGAUCGAAAGCUCUUUCCGCCGUAGAUGUGCCCAGUAACGAAGUGUCGAAGGACGCCGGCUCGGAGAAGCAAGCAACUGAAACUGCCGAGGCCCACGAAACCGAAGGUGAUGGCGCAACGAAACCGGAGUUCGGCGGGUAUUCUCCAGGUUCUGGGGGCCAACUUAAGCCUUCGACUAUUUUUGGCUACGUGCUCGGGAGUUUGCUUGUCAUUGCCGUGUUCGUCGGCAUUGUCGUUGUCACAUCGGACUGUGUCUCCGGAGCUACAAAGAGCUGA
This is a messenger RNA of Neospora caninum, 1653 nucleotides long. RefSeq lists its product as hypothetical. The transcript is spliced from 6 exons. The coding region runs from base 1 to 1653 and encodes 550 amino acids. Lineage: Eukaryota; Apicomplexa; Conoidasida; Eucoccidiorida; Sarcocystidae. The record is from RefSeq and is a predicted model, not a curated record.